CAAUAUGGCGCUGCUGCUGUUAUGAGAUGACAACAUCGCAGUUUGUGUCCUAUUUGUUAUUAUUAAUGUUACAAUCAACGUUAAAUAACUACCUCAAGAUUACAAAGAAAAUUGGUAAUUGUAAUGUAAGUUUCGUUAAAGUGAAGACGAAGUUAUCAGUGAAUUAUACAUUCGAAUGGGUCGGUGGAAAAAGUAUACAGCUCUUGUAAAAAUGGCGGGUGUGUUAUCUUUAUGGACUGUGUUUUCAUUUCAUUACUAAGUCUUAGUAUAUGCGAUUUGAUUAAAUCAUCGAUAAAUUGAGUUGAAACAUACGUAUAUUACUUACACAACAUGUGCCGAUUACAAAUUUGACAAUUGGAGCAGUGAUCGUUUUACGGAGUUAAGGCAGGUGUCAACGUUUUUGAUGAAAUUAUCAGAAUGUCACGCUGGGGAAGAGGCCGAGGUGGCAGCGUGGCUGUUCCGCUGGACAGUGCGCUGUUUAGAGAAAACAGCAAUUGUCCCUCAGCUGCCCGUUCAGCGGGAACUGUUGGCAAAUGGGGAAUGACCAGUUUUACAUCAAUCAGAAGCGCUCCUUACGCAUAUAACAAUGCAAAAAAGCCUGUGCAAGAUCAAAAUAGUCCUUUGACUGUGCCAGCUGUAGACACUGAACAACCACCACCAAAACCGAAGAAGUUUUUUAAAUCUCGCAAUGCUGAGACUUUUCCACCUGUCCCUCAAAUAGCUUAUGCACCCCAACAAGUACCACCACUUUCACCAGAACAUCCGCCAAGUUUUAAGGAAAAGAAAUCGACUAAAAGAUGUAGAUAUAAUAGAGAUUCUUCUUCACCAGAAUUACCUCGACGUAACUCGGAAAAAACAAAAACUAAAAAAAAUACAGUGGCUACUAAAGCUUCCAAAAAAGAAGAGCCUACCAGUGACAAUUCACAACCACCAAAUAAACGUUAUUUAGUGCGUAACCGUAGCAAAGUUAUAAAUUAUGCAGAGGAUGGUAGCAACAGUCCCAUACCAGAUAUGACUCGUUAUGAAUCACUACCACCAAGAUCACAGUCACCCAAAGCUAGUCCAUUAAUUUCCAGUCCAGUGCCAGCAAAGCCAGUAACAGAUGUAGUCAGCCCCUCUACCAGUAAAGAAUCAAAUGAGGAACGUAAACCACCACCUAUUGUACUCAGAAUAUCAAAAGGUACAUCAAGAAUAGUAAGCACAGACUCAAAUGAAGGAUUUACAUCUCCUGGAUCUGAUAGACAUUCUUCUAUGGACAUGCAUUCUGAUUUGGAUCAUAAAAAGAGUCCUUCAAUGGAAACAAUUUGUUCACCUAAGCAUGAAGGCCUUAAAAUCACAAUAAAGUGUUCUUCUCUUAGUCAAGAAAAUAAGAAAGAAAAGAAGAAGGAUAAAAAAGAAGGACACCACAAGUCUCAUAAACGUCAUCACAAAAAUAGUGAUGAUGAACCCCUUAAGAAAACUAGUUCUCCAUUACCAGGCACUGAUACAUAUGAUCUGUAUAAGACUUUAGCUUCACCCAUUCAUGAGGAGGAGUCAAACAGCAAAAUAAAAGCUGAUAAUGUAGAGGCACAAUUGGCUAAGUUAAUUUCUACUAAUUCAACAACAAAACCUAAAUCUGAAUCUAAGGCCGUUUUACCUGAACCAAAACAACUUGAGGGUAGGUCUAGACGAAAUAGGCCGAACAUUAACUACAGUGAAAAUGAUGAUUAUUUAGAUGUGCUAACAUCAAAAGUCUCAAGCAAAAAUGUUACAAAGACUGUUAAUGAUAUUAAAAAAGAUGUCAGAAAGAGUAAGAGAAGACUCGAUGUAGCAGCAACUCCAGACACUAAUGAUAUGAAUGAGAUUCAUCCAGAAACAGAAAAAGAAGCAGAAUCUCAUUAUGAUGACAAUGAUCUGAUCAACAUUCUGUCAGGUGAUAAUGAUAAAAUUGAUCCUAAUAAUGACUUGCAAAAAUCAAAAGUUAAUAAAAAACAAAAGAAUAAACAUAAACAAGUGAACUCUACUAAUGAUAUUCAAUCUGCAACUCCUGAAGAUUCUUUAAAUGUGCCACAACUUGAUGAAAGUCAUGAUGAGGAUGAUGAAAAUUUGGCAGAUGAGCCUAGAAGUGAUGAUAUGGAUUAUGAAGAUGAUGGAGGAGUUCAGGAAGAAAAGGAAGGAGAAUCUCAGAUUGAAAAGGCAUUGGAACAUGAGGAAAGAAAUCAUCCAUCAGAUGUUCAAUCGGGGAGUCAAAUGGAAAGUCAAGGAAUAGAUUCAAAUGAAGAUCACAAUACACCAACUCAAUCGUCAGAUUCUGCAUACAAUAGUUGUCCCAAUGAGAACUCGGAAGAAGAAUCACAAAGAAACAUAGCUGAUCAUAAUUUUAAAGCUCCAAAUGGGGUUAAUGAGCUGGAUGGUACAGAUGAUAAGCCAAGUGUCAAGUUAGUUAUAACAAAGAAGAAAGGCUCUAUAUUUAAGAGCAAGUCUCUGGUUAAUGAUAACCCUUCUCCAUUACCAGCCAGAAAAAGGCGGCACCUGUACAGGCAUCAGUGGGCUAAUGAUAAAGGGAAUGAGACUCCGAGACCGGACAGGCCAGAAAACCCAGAAGUGAGUAAUCCCGUCCGUCAAGUACCUGAAGCCUUAACUAGAGUCACAAGAUACAGAUCUCCUGAUCCUAUAAUAGCUGAAAUUGAUGCUGCUGAGCCUGGUGUGCCUUAUACAAGUGUUCGUUGUGCCAAAGAAGCUAAAGAAUAUUACACUGUUGUAAGAAAUGUAAAGAAAGCUCAUCAAAUUCAAGAAAUUGGGGAGUUCCAAGAGUUCAAUGAUGAUGUGGAAUACCUUCUAGAUGCAUUGCAGGACAACAAUCCGAUGUCGACUCGUUGCUUGUCGGCCAUCACGUUGGCCAGCAAGUGCACGGCGCCCGCAUUCCGCAUGCAUCUGCGAGCACACGGCACUGUGCAGAAGUUCUUCAGUGCUCUACAUGAUGCCACCAAUGAUCAAAGUCUUGGCCUGUGUACUGCUACAGUUAUGUUUGUGCUGUCACAAGAUCGUCUAAAUAUGGACUUGGACAGAGAAUCAUUAGAACUUAUGCUGAAUCUUCUCGAAUCUGAUGUUUCUCACAAGAAUGCUUUGGAUGAUUGUGGGUUGACAUCGGCACAACUUGCAAAAACUCAAGAAAGGGUCAGGGAGUUGUGUGCUGAGAUCAAGAGCCAAGGAAAGGCGACACAUUUGGACUUGGAGAAUAUAACUGUUGGUCACUUAGCAAUGGAAACGUUACUAUCUUUGACAUCUAAGCGCGCGGGAGAGUGGUUCAAGGAGGAGCUGCGUGUGCUGGGCGGUGUGGACCACAUCGUGCGCACUAUACAGGACUGCGCUGCUCGCCUGCAAGCGCCAGCCACAUCCUGGUCCAGCGCAGAGGUCGAUGUACUGCGUAAAGCUGAUAGGUGCAUGAGGGUCUUGGAGAAUGUGACGCAGCAGAACGAAGAUAAUCAGGUGUACCUGGUGGGUGAGCCGUUGGGCGGUGCGCGCACGCUGGCCGCGCUACUGCGGCGCUGCGUGAUGGAGGCGCGUGCGCAGCCCGCCCUGCGCCCACCUCUGCUCGACGCCGCAUUGCCCGCGCUCAAGGUGCUCGUCAACCUCUCGCACAGCUUCGGCAGCGUCGCGUCGAUAGGCGCUCAAGUAGUCGGCGAGCAGCCGUAUAUAAUGGAGACAUGUUUGAUUAUGUUGAACAAUCAAGGCUGCUUCAUACCUGACAACAAUAACUUCGAGUUUAGUGUUUGUGUGCUUCUAUUGUUGAUAAAUCUGGUGCAAAACAAUGAGAGUAAUACACAGAAGCUGUUGGAUGUUCACAUAACAGUUGAUAAUGAGGACACAUCAACAAACACACCCGCUUUGGAUCUCAUAGUUGAUUUGUUUUAUAAACGAGAAGAGCUCGCAAGGAGGGCUGAAGAAAACACUGAUGCACUACUUGACGGUGAGAAAGAAGAGACUGAUGAUGAGAAAGAUAAAAAGAAGCAGUCUGUGGAUGAUAUUGCAGAGACUGUUGAUAAAUUGUUGGCGCGUGCAGGUGCACACAUGGAGCACACGAUGGUGUGCGCGUACAUCGCGCUGCUGCUGGGGCACGCGGCGAGCUGCGCGCGCGCUGCUGCCGCCGCCGUGCGCGCGCGCGUGCCUCGCUACCAGCCGCUGCUGCCCACCCUGCGCAAGUACUACACCUUCCUCUCCCUCACUGCCAGCGCGGAAGCUUCGAUUGUCGCUCAUGUGAAAGCGACGCAGAGGAUAAUAGAGUUUAUGGAGACGAGCGACAAAGAGACCUCGCAGGAUCCGCCGCAGCAGCCUCCAGCUGAGUACCCUCGCCCAUACAGCAACUACUACCAACCCUGUACCGAUCUGCCACAAGACAUGUCUCUCAGCAACCUCAACUACACCAUGAACUCCUCGUCCAGCUCUGACAGAAUGUCAUCUUCUAUGGAGGUCGAUGGAUACCACUGAUCCAAUAUACAGACUCAUUUAUAUAAUUUAACAUGUUGACACAUUUGAAAAGUAAAUCAGGUUUGUAGCAUUGUAAUAUCUAAAUAAAUCAGACCACA
Molecule: messenger RNA, 4565 nt
Organism: Papilio machaon (common yellow swallowtail)
Lineage: Eukaryota; Metazoa; Arthropoda; Insecta; Lepidoptera; Papilionidae
Gene: wapl
Product: protein wings apart-like
Exons: 14
Coding region: 418-4467 (1349 amino acids)
Biological process (GO): regulation of chromosome condensation
Source: RefSeq, a predicted model, not a curated record